AUGUCACAGACACAAAACGAUGUGGCACUGCCGGAAAAAUCCGACACGUUGGACAGAAAAACCCUCUUUGUGCGGUCCAUCCCGCUCGAAGCAUCCAAUGACGACCUCUCGGAGUACUUUUCUCAGUUUGUUCCUGUUAAACAUGCCGUGAUUGUUACCGACGGAGACAAGAAGUCCAGGGGAUUUGGAUUCGUGUCGUUCACCAUGGAGGAGGAUACCUUGACUGCGUUGGUGGAGGCCAAGAAAAAUAAGUUCCAGAACAGAUUCCUCAGAGUGGACAUAGCAAAGAGAAGAGACCGUAAAGGAAAGAAGGAAGAAGGCGAAGAGGAAACACCCAAGGAGAUUGCGGAGCCUGUGGAGAAGAGAAAAGCUCGUCUUAUCAUCAGAAACUUGCCUUGGACAUGCAAGAGCCCAGACACAUUGCGUAAGGUGUUCCUGAAGUAUGGAGCAGUUCACGAUGCCUACAUUCCUACUAAGAAGGGUGGAUUGAUGAAGGGAUUUGCUUUCGUUACCAUGAAGAAGAAUGCUGCUGCCGAGAGAGCAGUCAAGGAGAGUGUCGGAUUGAAGAUCGACGGAAGAGAAGUUGCUGUUGAUUUGGCAGUCGAGAAGUCCAAAUGGGAGAAGAUCCAAGAGGAGGAAGCCAAGGAGAUCAAGAGCACAGGAAGAGAGAGACCAACAGAAGAGGACAAGGAAGGGGAAAAAAAGGAGGAAGUAGAGGAAGAGGAGGAGGAAAAUGAGGAUAUGGAGGUUGACGAGGAGAAGGAAGAGGACUCCGACUCCGAUUCCGACUCUGAGUCUGAUUCCGAUACUGAAGAAUUUGAUAAACUCAAUGAAAUCGAGGAAGAAAAACCAAAAGAAAAGCAGAAUAAGCAAGAAGCAUUCUCUGUUUUUGUCAGGAAUAUCCCAUACGACGCAGACAAGGAUUCAUUGAAAGAACAUUUCAGUCUGUUUGGUCCAGUCAAAUACGCCUUGCCUGUGGUAGACAAGGUUACCGGAGUUGCCAAGGGUUCUGCAUUUGUGGCUUUUAAAACGCACGAUGGAUAUACCGACUGUCUUGCCAACGCACCAACUGUUUCCUCCACUUCCAUGUUGAUUUCCGACGAUGUGGCUCCAGAAUACGUCUAUCAGGGCCGUAUCUUGUCAAUCGUUUCUACUGUGGAUAGACAAUCGGCCACCAAAUUGGCCGAGAGAAACUCCGCAAAGAGAAAGGAGGAGUUUGGUAUUGAUGUUGGAGAGAAAGAUAAGAGAAAUUUGUUCUUGUUGAACGAAGGACGUAUUACCGAGAACUCAAAGUUGGCACAGUAUAUCUCUGCCGCAGACAUGGAGAUUAGAGAGAAGUCGUACAAGUUGAGAGUUCAACAGUUGAACAAAAACCCAACCUUGCAUCUUUCCUUGACUAGAUUGGCCAUUAGAAACCUUCCCCGUGCCAUGACUGGAAAAGCACUCAAGGCUCUUGGUCGUAAGGCUGUAGUUCAGUUUGCUACCGAAGUCAAGGAAGAGAAGAGACAACCACUUUCCAAGGAGGAGAUUUCUCGUUCUAUCAAGUACAAGCACGACAAUGAAGAUCCUAAGGAUGAGAAGGCUGAAGAGGAGAAACAAAAGAAGAAGAACAAGAAGGCCGGAGUGGUUAAGCAAGCCAAGGUAAUUAUGGAAGUGAAGGGUAGCGGUGAUGUUGGUAGAUCCAGAGGAUAUGGAUUUGUUGAGUUCAGAGACCAUAAGGCUGCAUUGAUGGCACUUCGGUGGUUGAACGCACAUGAGGUCACAGCUGCUGAGAUAUUGGAGGGAUUGGAUGAAGAGGAGAAAAAAUUGGCUGUCACUGAAGGCUUGAAUAAGAGAAAGUUGAUUGUGGAGUUUGCUAUUGAGAAUGCCCAGGUGGUCAAGAGAAGAAGAGAGAUGGUAAUGGUUGCUCGUCACGGAAAGAGGAAGAGAGAGGGCGAUGAAGACGAGAACGAGGAGGAAAAUGACAAGAAGAAGCAGAAAAAGAAGAAGGGACCUUCUAGAAAGGGCAACAUGAAUAAGGGACCUAAGGGCAAAGUUGAAGGGGAAAAGAAGGAAAAGGCACCAGCAAAGUCCGAAAAGCCAAAGUCCGGAUUGUCUGAUAAUGUCAAGAACAUCAUCGGCAGAAAGAGAAAGAUGAGAAAGGGUAAGAACUAA
This is a messenger RNA of Sungouiella intermedia, 2154 nucleotides long. The record is from the annotation of a GenBank genome assembly. Lineage: Eukaryota; Fungi; Ascomycota; Pichiomycetes; Serinales; Metschnikowiaceae.